CUGAGACGCAGCACGAGCUCUAUCAGCGCUGAGCAGACUGCACGAGCUGCGACAAGCCCCGCCCACCGGACACCUGUCACCUGCCUGAUAGACUCUGACUGUGUGUCAGCUGAUCUCAGGUCUGUUUGACUACGACAUGUUGUCAUGUGACGUCGUGUGAGGAUCAGAUCUGUCAGUUCGUCCUUCAGUCUGACAGCUGCUGCCGCUUCUCUGACACAGCAUCAACACACUUUAAUCACUGUUUCACCCCUGACCUCUGACCCCUGACCUCUGACCUCUGAGGUCAUGUUGGAGAAUCACUCUUCCAUCAAACCGAGGAUGUUCUCGUCAUGUCUCUCACUGUGAAACCACCUCCACCCUCUUCUUCUGUGGUGGACCUUUCCCCUCGCAGGAUGCUCCUCCUCCUCCUCCUCGUCCUCCCGCCGCCCAACCUCAUGAUGACAUCAUCACCGUUUACCGUCGCUCUCUGGCGCCACGGCAACAGAUUCUCCGCCAACAACAUAUGUCAAUAUUUGGAGAAGCCGGAUGGAGGACUGACGGUCCGCUGCAGUGGACUGAGACUGACACAGGUACCUGUCGGCCUCUCUAAUCUCACCAUUCGUCUGUUUCUGGAUAAAAACCUGCUCAGCUUUCUGCCGACUGAUUCGUUCUCUGACCUGUUGCUGCUCAAUGAGCUUGACCUGUCACACAACCAGCUCUCCUCUCUUGAAGCCGGUUGUUUCCGGGGUUUGGAGUCCUCUCUUCGUUUCCUGGACCUCUCAUCCAAUUGGCUGUCUGCACUGGACCCAGCGGCGCUCGGCGGGCUGCGAGCUGCCGCCAACCUGACGCACAACCCCUGGCACUGUGACUGUAGGAUGCAGCUGUCGAUGCCUCAGUUGGAUCUGGAUCCAUCAUCUCUGAACGAGGUCGUCUGUCAAACCUCUGACCUCCCAAACCUCGGAGCUGUUGGGAUGCCGCUGGUCUUACUGGUGGAGGACUGGGAUCUGUGUCUGUCUGUGAGGAGAACCACCGAUGUGGUGAUGCUGGUCACCAUGUUCCUCUGGUUCUCCAUGGUCAUCUCCUACCUGGUCUGCUACAUCCGACAGAACCAGGAGGACGCCCGCCGCCACAUGGAGUACCUGAAGUCCCUGCAGAGCCACCAGGUGUAGAGGACAGAGUGCCACCUGGAGGAGACCAGGAGGAGGUCAUGGUCUCUAUAUUUGGUGAAAUGGCCCACCUGGUCUCCUGGAGAGGUUGGAAAUCAUCAGAGUCAUUCAUAUCUCCUCAAGGACCCCUGGAAACCUCUCAAGGACCCUUAAAACUCCUUAAGAACUCCUAGAACCUCCUUAAGGACCUCCAGACCUACCUCAGAGAAAUCCAUCUUAAGGAUGAGUUGAUCAUCGUCAA
This is a messenger RNA of Lates calcarifer (barramundi perch), 1386 nucleotides long. RefSeq names its product leucine-rich repeat-containing protein 3. The transcript has 7 exons. NCBI's taxonomy places the organism in Eukaryota, Metazoa, Chordata, Actinopteri, Centropomidae. Gene Ontology annotation, molecular function: protein binding. The record is from RefSeq and is a predicted model, not a curated record. Gene Ontology annotation, cellular component: plasma membrane. The coding region runs from base 330 to 1148 and encodes 272 amino acids.